AUUGGCUAAUUAGACCAGUGGUGUAUUGGUGAUCGGUUAAUCGGACCACGUGUAUUGAUAAUUGGUUAAUCGGACCACAAGAUAUUGAUGAUCGACUAAUAGUACCAGUGGUGUAUUUAUCAUCGAUUAAUCGGACCACAUAUGUGUCGAUGGCCGGCUAAUCAGGCCACAUCAAAAAGACAAAAGCUGUUGACAUUAACCAUGGUGUAUAGCACGAGUGUAAGAGACGCAUCAUGGGAACUCUAGAGAAGACCCCAGCCCUGGUGGCGGCUGCCCAGAGCGGUGACCUCCCUCUAGUCGAGAAGCUACUGAGAGCCGGGCACCCAGUGGAUGCGGGGGACGAGCACGGCGCCACGGCCCUCCACUGGGCCUGCUGCAGGGGCCACGAGGCCAUCUGCCGUCUGCUGCUAGACGCCGGAUGUGACGUGGACGCCAGGAUCAAGUGGGGCGGGACAGCGCUGUUGUCUGCUGUAGAUAACGGCCAUGAGGGCUGCGUCAGGCUGUUGUUGAAUAGAGGUGUUAACGUGGAUGUCCCUAACGCCAGAGGAGACACGCCCCUGCACAUGGCGGCCUACAGGGGGUACCACAAGCUCCUGUGUCUUCUGACCGACGCAGGGGCGAACCCGUUCCACAGGAACUCCCACAGCCUGACCCCCAUACAGGAGGCGUACGCCAGACGACACACGGACUGUGUCAGCCACUUACAGGAGUACACGAGCAAGGUCAAAGAUAAAUUCCAAAAUCCUCCUCAGAAACCAACCAGCGAAAUAAUCUCGAAAAACUUCAACUCACUCUCCGAUGACGUCAUUCGCUUGGCCAGACCUCCCAAAAAAUUAGACGGGAGUUUCUCCAAUUUAACACCCGAACCCAAACUAUCCAAUCUACACCAGCACAACUCACUGCCUGCGGACGUUUCUUUAGAUUCAGACUACUCAUCGUAUUCCUCUGGCCAGGGGUCUUACCCCGACACCAACGUGGGGGGAAAAUACUCAACCUGGCAAGAUUCUAGUUUCGAAUCUCUUUUCUACAAAGCGACUCCAGUGAACGCGCAAUACGGGUGUCCAGUCUCUAAAAGGGUACACGAAGUUUGCGGUAACAAUAUCAAAGACACUAGACUCAAUGCGGAACAGACACGGUCCAAUGCUAGUGAUAGCAAAGAUUCGUCUAAAUUACAUAUAAUAGCGCCCCCAGAACUACCCCCUAGGCCAUCGUGGCUUGUGGAUAAAACAACAGUAGGGUACCAGAUUCAAGGUAGUGAGAAAAUGUCAGAAAAACAGGCGAAACUUGCAAGUGAUAAGGAAAAUAUAGGGACGGAAGAGGAUAAAAAAGGGGAGACUAUUCUAAAGCUACAGUCAAAAAUGGCGGAGCUGCAGCAACAGUUAGACAUGUGCCAAAGUUUUAACAUCCAACUGAAACAUCAGAUCGUUCGUUUAAUGAACGAGAACAUAGCACUCAAAGCAGACAACGCAAACCUCCAAAGAUCUCGCCAACACGAGCCCAAACUACUUAACAUAAGCCCACACGGGGUGUCUGAACUGGACGAGGGGGUGCACUCAGCCCCCUACCUCUCGUCCUACCCACCCUCGUCCUACCCACCCUCGUCCUACCCUCCCACAUCAGCGGGGGUGGCGCCGAGCUAUCUCGGGGGCUACAGGAGCCGAGAGCCUGUCGAGAGCAAUGAGAUGCUCUAACACGCAAGUAAAGCUACAGUUGCUUCACGAACUAGUCAACACUGUACAAAUAUUUCUCAUUGCGCUUGCUCAAAUGUAGCACGUUAUGGAAGGCUACAUACUACAUAGUACUUUAUACUUCUUUUAAUAUUGAACUCGGGUAGACCUAGAACUCAUAGACCCAUUGACUCGCAAUUGAAAAUGUUCGAUUAGAUUUUAUUAACAAUGUUAGAUCUGGUCCAAAAAACCUAGGUUUAAUUUAUAACAUUAUUUUGUAUGUUAAUUUUGUUGACGGCAGUAGCUAGGCCCUACUUUAGAACUGGUGGAUUGGUAGCCACUACUUACAGCACACGUGUAGGCUGUUGUUUCAAGUGUUGAUGGCACGGGUAGCUAAUGCAUGUAGUAGCUACCUUAUCAAGCUACAUUUGAACCUAUAUAAUUGUGCAAUGUUUAGCCCAUUGUGCGAACGAUUGUUCAGACUGAUGUGAUACAAUGUUCAGGUCUAGUUUAUUUUUAAACCUUGUUUCAGUUCAACCAGCUCACUGACCAAUGUUGUGUGACUUCUUGUACAUUCGCUUGUAAAUUAUUUAUUAACAGUAACGAUGCAGCUCAAAUGUGAGAGCUUGUCUCGAAGUCUUGUUGUCUUUUUGUGUUUAUCCUCUGUAGUUGAACUUCAUGAAGAAAUAUCUUCAGUAAGUGAAGUAUUUGUGCCACUUAUUGUAUUGUAAUACAAUAUACCAGUGACACAUGUAAGAGAAAACUCUACUAUUUCGUAUGUUCUUUUAGAUUUUGAGAGUAGAGUGGAAUAUAAAACUAGAUCUAAAUGUGAUCCAAGUUUUGUGUUUGUUUUAGUAUGUUGGACUUGGUGUAUGUUAUUUUAUAAGUUUAUGUAACAUUGCUGGAAAUGUUACAUAGCUUUGAACGAUGUAUAUGUAAUGUUACAUAAUUAUGGAUGAUUUUGUUUAUGUAAUUUUAUUAGUAUAUGUGACAAUGCUGGGAAUGUUACAUAACUGUGAACUUAAUGUAUAUGUCAUGUUACAUAAAUAUGAAUUUUUUUAUAUGUAAUUUUGUUAGUUUGAUAUGUGACAAUGCUGGAACUGUUACAUAACUAUGGACUUGAUGUCUAGCCCGCCUAUUAAAAUGGUUGUUAUGCUCGGUGUA
Messenger RNA from Physella acuta, 2831 nucleotides. Its product is annotated as ankyrin repeat domain-containing protein 50-like. NCBI's taxonomy places the organism in Eukaryota, Metazoa, Mollusca, Gastropoda, Physidae. The record is from RefSeq and is a predicted model, not a curated record. Gene Ontology annotation, molecular function: protein binding.